Molecule: messenger RNA, 3189 nt
Organism: Triticum aestivum (bread wheat)
Lineage: Eukaryota; Viridiplantae; Streptophyta; Magnoliopsida; Poales; Poaceae
Product: disease resistance protein RPM1
Exons: 3
Coding region: 1-3189 (1062 amino acids)
Biological process (GO): defense response to other organism
Molecular function (GO): ADP binding
Source: RefSeq, a predicted model, not a curated record
AUGGAAGACCUUGUGGAUCAAUUUAUGUAUGUUGUUGGCAAACACAAUCAGAAGACCUUUGUGAAGAAAAUCGUGAAGAAACCCCAGUAUCUGUUUACACUAGGUGAAAUUGCUGCUGGCCUUAAGAAAAUAAACCGAGCCCUUACACAUCUUAAACAAAACAGAGAUUGGACUCAACCAAUAGCUAGUGUGGGCCAUGUUUUUGCAACAAAUUAUGACAGCCAACAGCAACUAUAUCUUCCUGGACAUGAUUACUCAAUCUCUGAUGAUGAACUUGUGGGAUUUGGUAAAAAUAGAAAAAUAUUGAUGGGGUCACUGAAUUUGGAAAAUUGUCCAAAUCUGCAAAUCAUUUCCUUGUGGGGUAUGGGUGGUGUCGGGAAAAGCACUCUUGUCAGUAAUGUGUUCAGAAAUGAAGCAUCCAACUUUGAAUGCCAUGCUUGGGUUUCCAUCUCCCAGUCUUAUAAACUAGAUGAUAUUUGGAGAAGAAUGCUGAAAGAAAUCUAUUCUAAAGACAAGAAAGAAUUUGAUGCUGAGAAGAUGACCUGUGGAGAGUUACAAGAUGAACUGAAGGAAGUCCUGAAGACAAAGCGAUACUUGAUCAUACUGGAUGAUGUCUGGACAGCUGAAGAUUUUAUAAAAAUUAAAGAUGUUCUUGUUGAUACAAAGAUGGGAAGCAGAAUAAUAAUCACAACAAGAUCUGAUGAAGUAGCUUCACAAGCUGAUGAUGGCUACAAGAUCAAAGUUGAGCCUCUUGAGAAGGAGGAUGCAUGGCAUCUAUUCUGCAGGAAGGCAUUUCCAAGAGCUGAAAAUCACAUCUGCCCAAAAACAUUACAAAAGUGUGGUAAAUUGAUAGUUGGGAGGUGUGAUGGUUUACCAUUAGCUAUUGUGGCCAUAGGGAGCAUAUUGUCUCUUAAGGAGCAGAAUGAUACAGAGUUGAGACUAUUUGAUGCACAACUUAUUUCUGAGCUAAACAACAAUUCGAACCUAAACCAUGUAGUGAAAAUUCUGAAUCUAAGCUACAAAUACUUGCCCGACUAUUUGAAGAGUUGUUUCUUGUAUUGUACCUUGUUCCCAGAAGACCACAUGAUCCAUAGAAAAAGAUUGAUCAGACUGUGGGUUGCAGAAGGAUUUAUUGAACAAAUUGGAAAUUGCAGUUUAGAAGAUGUUGCUGAAGGUUACCUGAGAGAGCUCGUUCGACGAAGCAUGCUUCAGGUGGUAAAGAGGAACAGUUUUAACAGGAUCAGGCAUCUUCGAAUGCAUGAUCUUGUACGUGAAUUAGCCAUUUACCAAUCCAAGAGAGAGAGUUUCAGUACGACUUAUGAUGACAGUCUGGGGGUGAUGCAGGUGGAGUCAGAUUCUCGUCGCAUGUCGGUGCUCCAAUGCAAAAAUGACACCCAGCCAAGCAUAGGUCAAUGCAGGCUUCGUACCUUCAUAGCAUUUAGCACCAUCAAGGCAUCAUCUUCAUUGUUUCCCUCAGAAUCUAAGUACCUUGCUGUGUUGGAGCUAUCAGGAUUACCUAUCGAGACCAUUCCAAGUUCAAUUGGGGAGCUAUUCAACCUUAAGUAUUUGGGCCUUGACAAGACCAAGGUAAAGAUACUCCCAAAAUCUGCAGUGAACCUUCACAAUUUAGAGACAUUGAAUCUUCAAGGUGCAGAGUGUGUGAAUUUGCCAAAAGGGUUUGAAAAGUUGAAGAAGUUGCGGCACCUUCUUAUUUAUGAAUGGCUGGACAGAACAUGCACUAUUUUGGAACAUAUUGAACCUGUGGAUCCGUUUGAGGGAUUGUGGAGUAUGAAGGACUUGCAAAAUCUGGGCGUGGUUCGAGCUAGUAAAGUAUUCAUUGCCAAACUGGCAAAUUUGUCUCAGCUGAGGUGCCUUGGCAUUUCUGGGGUUAGGAGCAUCCACUGUGCACUAUUGUGCGAGUCCCUGUCAAAGAUGCACCAGCUCUCAUCAUUAGUAAUAAUGGCCAGCAACGAAGACGAAGUUCUCCAGCUCGAAACUUUGACAUUGUCAAACCGUCUUAAAAAGCUCGAAUUGCACGGGCAAUUUUCCGAAGGAACUUUGAAGUCUCCAUUUUUCUCAACCAAUGGAGAUGUACUUCACAGGAUAUAUCUAGGUUUGUCCCAGCUCUUGGAGAACCCAUUGCCGCGCCUCUCUGAAUUUUUGAGUUUGAGCGAAAUACAACUUGUAAGGGCGUAUACUGGACAUGAGCUAAACUUUCAUCCAGAGUGGUUCCUAAAUGUGAAGAUUAUUGCUUUGUCUGAUUUGCCGCAUGUCAACCAAAUAUGCAUACACGAGGGAGCUUUGGUCCGCCUUGAAAAACUUGCGAUCCAUGGCCUUGCCGAACAGCGGGACAUCCCUACCGGCCUGGAACAUCUGAAAUCCCUCAAAGAGACGUUUUUUCUUGACAUGCAUCCUGGUUUCGAAAGAAACUUUCCAGCGGCAAAACUAGAGUGUGUCCCGAGAGUCUACUACACCAUACGUACGUGCUACUACAUCCGCACACAGAAGAAGAAGAUGUUUCCUUCAACAUCAUCGGCUCGAGCGCUGGGGAAAUCUCUGGUGGUGCCGGCGGCGGACAUGUCGUCGGCCAUGGUGACCACCGCCGCGGCAGCGGGCAAGGCGAAGAUGACGGCCCUGGCGAUCACGGCGGGAGAGAGCAUGGCGGAGAUGAAGAAGAAUCUGGCACCGACCAUCGCCGCCGCCGACGAGAAAAACAACACCGGCAAGGAGAUCGUUGUCGCCGCAGCACCAGCACUGCCACCGGCACCCACACGGCCCAACAUCUUCGCCGUGAUCACCAGGCUGGCCGACCGCCCCUUCCUCAGCGCUGACGCGUCGGCGAAGCUGACGACGCUCGGGAAGAAGCUGGCAAAGAAGCUGACGGCGGAGGCGGCCCGGACCCUCAUCAAGAUGGACGUGAAGCAGCUGGUGGACGACCUCGACGCGGCGCUCCAGGCGGCCGAGCUCGCGCUGGACGACAUCGAGCACCAGCACCUGUGCCUCCAGGCGCUCAUCAUGUCGCACCAGGACGACAAGAAGAACCUGGCGAGCAAGCUGCGGUUCGGCCUCAGGCGCUCCAGCAUGAAGCUCCGGAUCGCCAAGCGCCAGGACGAGGUCGAGACCAUCGUCAACAAGGCGUACCGCCGGGUCGUCGGGUCCAAGAAGAAAUCCAAGACGCCAAAAUAUUAA